Messenger RNA from Mytilus trossulus (common blue mussel), 3372 nucleotides. RefSeq names its product protein FAM227A-like. The coding region runs from base 1 to 1896 and encodes 631 amino acids. The transcript is spliced from 15 exons. Lineage: Eukaryota; Metazoa; Mollusca; Bivalvia; Mytilida; Mytilidae. The record is from RefSeq and is a predicted model, not a curated record.
AUGGAGCGAUUAAAUAGAGUUGGCUCUCCAAUAGACAUUUGUGAUGGAAAUCUAGAUUCAAAACCUGAGGUUUUAGCAAAAAAGAGAAAGCAAAUCGAAUCAAUACAAAGAGCAAAGUCUCCAUUUUUUAUUGGCUCAAUUGACCUUGUUAAUAAAAGAAUCAGUAAAUUGGAAAGAAGAUUUCAGAAAUAUACACAGCUUGUUGUAGAAAGUAGAGCUUCACAACAUGAAGACAUAUCUGACACAGCUUCAGUUAUCAGUGGAAAAGGAAUGGACAGAUACCAUACAAAAGAAAAAGAAGCAAAGGAAAUUAACAAAUUUGCUGGAUAUUUCACAAUGAAACAAACAUUCCUGCCAGGUAGAAGUGAAAGGGUAAAGAAUAUAGCCAAAGUCAGCAUGUCUCAAGGCAAAGUCAAUACUGUAAAAAAAGACACAGGAAAGCCUAAAUUUGUAGAGCUUUACCAGUAUCCUGGGUAUGAUGGUAUAGAGUUAACUCCCUUACCUGAUGAUAUCCCAGCCAUAGAAAUGUUGAGGAAGGCAACAGAGGCUCAAAUGGAACUGUACAAAAAGCCAGUUUACAAGCCAUACUAUGAGAAAUGGUUUUAUUGUGAAGCAUCCCAAGCAGUAUUUCAGGAUUUGUUCUGGUACCUGUUCCUAGAUAAAUACCAGUCCAGUAAGAAUUCUCAGGUUCGAUUGUUUAACAGAUGUGCACAUAACUUUGUCAAACUGAUGAUGUAUGUUAACCAUCCAAGAUUCAGAGAUGUCUUUUUCACUGAUUAUGCCAGUUUAAUUUCCCAGGCUAUCUAUGCAGCAUACUGCCACUCUUUCCCUGACUCAUACAGACAGUUUGGGGAACAGUUUAAAGAAGAUAUAAUCACACUAGUGUACGAUUGGAUAACAGGUAUAAAACCAGCCCCUAGAUUAUGGAUGAAGUGGAACAUGAGUAAGCUAGAACCUCCAGAUAUCAACAUUAGGGAGGAGAUGAUCAACUCACAGAAGAAGAAAUCAUCUUCCAAUAUAAACUCGAGUUUCUUAGACAAUCUGUUAUCUACCAAUUCACCUAGUCAGUACACCUCCACAACAUCUCUCAACCAAUCCAUGUCUAUGGCAAGUGGAUUUGGUGGGAAAAGGAGACGUGGAAUCCACAGAAAGAGGAGCUCAAUUGCAUCCACAUCGUCCAAGAUUAAAAACUCUGGAUCUGCCAGCUCAUCAAGAGAUGGAUCAACUGUUGACUUCUCCUCUGACUCCAUGAAAUCUUCUCCUGGAAAGCAUAAGCCAAAACAGAGACCAGUGGAUCCAAGGAAACUAAUGGAUGCCUUGACACCUAUAAGGGAGACUACUCUAGAAGAUAUGUAUGAAAAACAUGAUACUAAGACCUCUACAUCACAUUCUGCUGUGAAAGUUCCAUCAAAGCUGUCUGAGAGGAUGGUUCAGGAGUCCCAUCCAGCGUGUGUUGGUCCUACAUUCAGUCGAUGUUCUUUCAACAUAAAUGGCCAGAGUCCCUUACUGUCACAUUAUAUGUAUAUGAAGCACCUACAGUAUGACAGUGGACAAAAUGUCAGAGUGACCAGGACAGAAAUGGAAAAUCUACCUCCAUUAGAUACACCAACCUAUAGAGAAGUUAUCAAGGAAUCCUUUAAGAAUGUGAGGAAUAUGCAGAGACAAUACGAGGUGUUUUAUGAGAAGAGUUCGAAGGAGAAUCGUGCUUCUUUAAAGAAACAUAGACUUUUGAAGAAGGAGUAUGAACUAAAGGAAAGUGCUUUGUUGGCUGAUCCAAAACAAGUUAAAAAACUGGUGGAACUUAUAUUAUUGGAUCUUGAUACUGAUGAUGAAAACACAACAUCAGGGGCUGACGAGGCAUUAGAAUUAGCAAUGAAAUCAGUUCAGGUUGCUUAGUGCAGAGGAUGAGGCAUUAGAAUUAGCAAUGAAAUAUGUAAUGGUGGCAUAAUACAGUCAUAUAAAACCUGUAUAAAAUUAGGUAUGAAGUCUGUUAUUGUGGUAUACUGAAUACAUAUUCACUAUGAUGAGAAACAAUGGAGUAUAUUCAAAUUAUAGACUUUGUAAAUUGUAAAACAUUGAAUGGUUUUACUGACAAUAUUGUAGUCAUACCAUUAUAUGAAAAAUCAUAUGUACCUUAAAGUUAAUCUCAACUGUUUGACACUUUUUUAACAAUACACUUUACAUAAAGUUUUGCAUUUUUUUAUGCACAAUUUACAGAAAAUAUUUUUUGUCUUCAAUAUUAGUGAAAUUUUUAUUUUCAAAUAUAUUACUUUUUUAGAUAUCUGUUUUCUAUAUAAAUUUAUUUUUUUAAUAUUUAUGCUGUUAGAUGUAUUAAAGUGAUAUUUGAUUUUGUUAUAAAUGGUUGUGUUAGUUCUUAAUAUUGCUUGGUAGAAUCAAUCAGUUUAGGUUUUUAUUUCUUCUAACUGAGAUCAUCUCUUGUCAUAUUUUUGUUUGAUCAGUUUGAUAAAAAUAUUUCUCUUCACUAGUGAAAAAUCUGUUCUUGGAAAAUGAUUGGUCGAAAUUUAAGUAUGAUGUCAAAUUUUCUUGUUUUUUUUUUAAACAUGACAUCACGAAAAAGGUGACCAUGCCUGAUGACCUUACAUCAAAAGUACACAACUUUCCACAAAUCUUUGCAAAGGAAGUAAAAAAACGCAUUAAAGAAACAAAUUCCACCACUAAAACUUGUGUAUUAUGAUAUAUUUUCCCCUCUCAACAGUUACAUUUGAAUUAUUAAAAAAGCUCUGCUCAGCAAGUCUGCGCUUUAAAGAUUCAAAUUUGACAGUCUUGAGUGGAGAAAUAUUGUAACACACUUGUUGCAGUGGUGAAAAUUAUAUUUAUCAUAAUCUAUAAGUGCAAGUCAUAAAAGAAAGUUACUUCACUGAACUGUAGUUCAAGUUAUCAGUGUCAGAUUUAUUGAUUGAUGAUUUGGUAUCUGAUGUCAAGUAUCUUGUAGUGAUAUUUAAAUUUGAUAUAUGAUAGUUCUGUUGUUAUUUCAAUGUUGGUAUAACAUUUAGUGAAGGAAAUAAGAGAUAGAAAAUAGAAAGCAAGCUACUAAAUCUAGAAGAUGUUUUUUUUAUUCAAAUUAAAUUGAGCAAUAUUGUAAGAUGCUUUAUAUUAUAUCCAGAGCAAUCAGAUUUGAGAGUGAGAGAGAUAUUGUUCUAAUUGUAUGGUGAUAAGCUAUUUAAAAAAACUAUUUUUAUAUUGUUUGUUAAAAAUGUUUGGUUAUAUUAUGUUGUUAGCCUUGAAAACAAUUAUUUUGUAUCCUUUUUUGUUUUGUUUUUUUGUAUAACAAAUAUAUUAACUUUUAAUAAUUGAUUUAUAUUUGGCUGUUACUGACUGUGAUACAUUGUACAAUAAAUUGUUGUUUUAUUA